Molecule: messenger RNA, 513 nt
Organism: Prorocentrum cordatum
Lineage: Eukaryota; Dinophyceae; Prorocentrales; Prorocentraceae
Source: the annotation of a GenBank genome assembly
AUGUCGGCCUUGGACACCUGCGCGCUCGGCGCAUACCUGGUGAUUGCGACGCCACGGCCCCUGCAGAGCGACAGGUCGCUGCUCGAGGAGCUCGAGGCAUCGCUCGGCGUGUGGGAGUUCGCGCUGCUCGCGUCCGUCGCGCUCCAGAUGUCCCUCUGCGCCGCGACUUGGCGCGUGUAUAAGGAGCUCAGAUCGACCGGCCUCUACCCUCCAGGCAGCAACCUCGCGGCAGUGGGCAGGAUGCGCGAGGUGCCCUUCAUGGAGGUGAUGUGCGAGACGGAGGACAUGGAGCUCAUCACCGAGUGCAUCUCCCCUUACGGCGACAUGCUGGCGCCCGUGCUGCCCGUCCGCGGCGAGCCGCCGCUCUCCCCGAGCCCCAAGGCGCCGCUCAUGGAGUGCGGCGGCCCCGCCACGCCGUCCACCGCGCUGGCGGACGCGGCGGGCGGCUGCGCACGAGAGGGGCCUCUCGCCGGAGGGACCCCCGGUGUGGGCUCGCAGGGGGGGCCCCGCUAA